GUCAUCUAUUAAUAAAAAAUAUUGGUAAUUUUAGUUCAAGAGUUGAAAUUCUUAUAUAAUUAGAAAUGCGCCAUUUGAUGGACUUUUAUUGAUCCAUCAGGUGAUUCCUCUUUUAUAUUUUGAAUUUACUAUCUACAAAGCUUUAGUUUGUUUGUUUGUUUGUUUGUUUGUUUUGGUUUAAGGUGUUUUGUAUCACUUUCCUUGUUUGACUAGUUUUCUUGUUCUGGACUUUGACAUCUCGUUUCUUUUUUGGCAUAAAUUGAAACAAUAGGAGUAUAUAAUAACUUUGCAAAAAAAAACGAAAAGCCAAAAAUAUGUGGGCUAAAAAAGGCUGAUACUAUUAACAUUAACAAUAAUACUGUAUGAUUUAUACGAUAUCAUCAAAGCAAAAUUUUAAAUGUGAUCAACUAGUAAAUUAUGAGACCAACAAGCAUGAGAAAUUUAUAAACAAACAAAUAUUUAAAAGUUAUAUUUUUAAUUUCAAAUAAAAUAUAAUACACUGAUUUUGUAAUUACAAUUAUUGCAUAUUAAAAUAAUUUAAUAGUAGUACUAGUUUAUAAGUCGAGUUGUCAAUUAUUGCAUAUUAAAAUAAUUACAAUUAUAGUGCCAAGCACCGACUAUUGAGCACCUAAUAAACCAUUUAUUAAUUUUUCAAAUAUAUAUUGACAAAUGGUAAAACACAUAAAAUGAGAGAAAUUAAAUAUUUGACUUCGUGUAUAUAACAUGGAUUAAUUUAGUAAAUGAAACCGUGAAAUAUGAUUCGGGCUAAAGUAUCGGGCGUAGUCGAAUGGACAAUAUGUAUGGUGAGGAGAGGAUCAAGCAAUGCCUCACCCUCACACAUUCAUGCCUUUCCUCUUUAUUUCUUCAAAUACAUGCUAUUUUCCCCCAAUAUUCACACUCAAUUACAUAAAUACAAUCUUACAUUCUUCAUUUAUCUUUGUCUGAAAAAGUAAGAACUCAACCAGAAAAAAAAAAUGUCGUGGCAAUCAUAUGUAGAUGAUCACUUGAUGUGUGAUAUUGAGGGACAAGAGGGCCUCAAACUCGCCUCUGCCGCCAUCAUGGGACACGAUGGCGCCGUCUGGGCUCAGAGCGCCAACUUCCCUCAGCUAAAGCCUGACGAGAUCAAUGGCAUAACGAAGGAUUUUGACGAGCCAGGAUCCCUUGCCCCAACCGGCCUGUUCGUAGCUGGCCAGAAGUACAUGGUCAUCCAAGGAGAGCCCGGAGCCGUUAUUCGUGGAAAGAAGGGGUCGGGUGGGAUUACGAUCAAGAAGACGGGACAAGCAAUGGUUGUUGGGGUGUACGAGGAGCCAGUGACACCAGGGCAAUGCAACAUGAUUGUUGAAAAGCUGGCUGAUUAUCUCAUUGAUCAAGGCCUCUAAGCUCCCAUUCAUUAAUUACUCAUUAUUUCUCAAUCUCCAAUUUGUUAUUAAUAUCAAUUUUAUUAGAUUAAGUGAGUUAUUAUUAAUCAUGAUUCCCGACCCAUGCAAGAAUAAAUGAGCACUAUUGGUUUAUAGUUGUUCAGAGAUAAUGAGCUCAUAUAUGUAUUUGCUAGCACUUUUUAGAUUAGAUGAGUGUGUUUUUUUCUUUUAUUUAUUUUUAUUUAAAUUUAAGUUAUAUAUACCGGAUGUUGCCACUAUCUUGAUCAAGCUAUAUCAAAUAAUUGAUUCUGUUUCUUCUGUUGAA
Molecule: messenger RNA, 1683 nt
Organism: Salvia splendens (bonfire salvia)
Lineage: Eukaryota; Viridiplantae; Streptophyta; Magnoliopsida; Lamiales; Lamiaceae
Product: profilin
Exons: 3
Coding region: 975-1379 (134 amino acids)
Cellular component (GO): cell cortex
Molecular function (GO): actin monomer binding
Source: RefSeq, a predicted model, not a curated record